AUGAAGAAAGAAUACAUACACUCAGUUCUGGCUUUCUUGAUUAUACCACUUUUGAUGCGUCCUCAUAUCCUUGCUGCUGGAGAUUCCCUUCUCUCAACCUUCUGUGAGGAUAAUUUCGAAAACUACGUACUUAACAUUCCAUUUGAAAACAACCUCAAGCUCCUUCUUGAGUCUCUGUCUUCCAGUACUUGGGCAACAGGUUUCAAUAACACCUUCGUUGGAGAGGGCCGAGACAGAGUCUAUGGACAAGCGCUUUGUAGAGGGGAUGUCAACUCCACAGUUUGUCGGAUCUGUAUAGAGAAUGCAAGCAAGGAAAUCUUGAAGCAGUGCAAAAGAGAAGAUGCGAUUAUAUGGUUUGACCUCUGUCAAGUUCACUACUCCUUCCAGAAUUUUUUUUCCUUGAUGGUCUAUGCCGGAAAGUAUCCAAAUAACAACCAUGUUAGCUACCGAAAUGCAGAGUAG
Molecule: messenger RNA, 462 nt
Organism: Carya illinoinensis
Lineage: Eukaryota; Viridiplantae; Streptophyta; Magnoliopsida; Fagales; Juglandaceae
Product: cysteine-rich repeat secretory protein 57-like
Exons: 1
Coding region: 1-462 (153 amino acids)
Source: RefSeq, a predicted model, not a curated record